AAAAAACACACUCUCUCCUUUUCUCUCGUUCUCCCUCACAUUCUCCUCGCGAACCCAAAUUUUAAUUCUUUCUUUGUAUGGCCCUAACCCUUUUGUCUCACGAGGUAUCCGAUCUCUGCAUCGGCAAACCACCGCUACGGUGUCUCUCUGCCGUCACAGCCACGGUCUCUGACGCCAUCGCCGCCCUCAAAUCCUACGACGAGCCUUUCAUCAGCGUAUGGAGUUGUAAUCACGACGAAACCAAUGAUGAUGAUAAUAACAACAAGUGCGAAUGCGAGUGUGUGGGUAAGAUCUCUAUGGCGGAUGUGAUCUGUUACCUAACUAAAUCAGACAACAACAAGGCUUUGUCUCUUUCCUCUGCUUUUAACGCUUCUGUCUCUGUUCUUCUUCCCAAAUCUCGUUCCAUCGUUGUUCAUGUCCAAUCUAACUGCAAGUUAAUUGAAGCGAUUGAUUUGAUAACCGGAGGAGCACAGAAUCUGAUUGUUCCGAUUCAGACAAAACCAAACACAAAGAGAAAACAAACCCGAAACGCUGUCGUUUCACUAACAACAACAACAGCAACUCAUCACAAGAACAACAACCAGUUCUGUUGGAUCACACAAGAAGACAUCAUCAGAUUCCUUCUAGAUUCCAUCAGCGUCUUCUCUCCAUUACCAUCCCUCUCUAUCUCCGACCUCGGCGUGAUCAACAGCACGCACAAAAUCCUCUCCGUGGAUUACUACUCCUCCGCCGCCUCCGCCGUCACCGCCAUUUCCAACGCCAUCGCCGAUAACAUCUCCGUCGCGGUGGUCGACGGAGAAUGCGAUGGAGAAGACCCGCGUACGGUGCUAAUCGGGGAGAUAUCGCCGAUGACGCUCGCUUGCUGCGACGAGUCGGCGGCAGCGGCGCUUGCUACACUCUCGGCCGGUGAUUUAAUGACGUACAUUGACGGUGGCGGUCCGCCGGAGAGUCUUGUGAGAGUGGUUAGGAAUCGUCUUGAGGAGAAAGGUUUGGUGGGUUUGAUCUCGCUGGUGGACUCUUUGUCUUCGUCGUCGGGGUCUUCUUCAUCGGACGAAGAGGCUCCGGCGGGGAGAACGAAGUCGUCGUAUGGGAGAUCGGUGAGUAGCGCGGCGAGGAUGGCGAGGAAGUCGGUGGCGAUAGUGUGUAAUCGGAAGAGCUCGUUGAUGGCGGUGAUGAUACAAGCGAUUGCUCGUAGAGUGAGUUAUGUGUGGGUGGUUGAUGAAGAUGGUUGUUUGGUUGGUAUGGUUACUUUUGUUGAUAUUUUGAAGCUUUUCAGAGAGUUUUUGGAUGAUCAAAACUAAUUUUCAUCAUCAUAAGUUUCACUAUUCUUUUUUGGUUUGAGUUUACAUAAACAUACAGCCAAAACAAACUUUGUAUUAGUUUCUUUUGGUGAAAGUUCCCCAUAAGACCAAAGUUCUUGAGGAGUGUUUCGGGUUAUGUGUUUAAUUUUUGGAUCUCAG
Eruca vesicaria subsp. sativa (arugula) is the source of this 1460-nucleotide messenger RNA. NCBI's taxonomy places the organism in Eukaryota, Viridiplantae, Streptophyta, Magnoliopsida, Brassicales, Brassicaceae. The record is from the annotation of a GenBank genome assembly.